Molecule: messenger RNA, 996 nt
Organism: Onychomys torridus (southern grasshopper mouse)
Lineage: Eukaryota; Metazoa; Chordata; Mammalia; Rodentia; Cricetidae
Gene: Iapp
Product: islet amyloid polypeptide
Exons: 3
Coding region: 87-365 (92 amino acids)
Cellular component (GO): extracellular region
Molecular function (GO): hormone activity
Source: RefSeq, a predicted model, not a curated record
UUGGGCUGUGGUUCCUGAAGCUUCUGGCUAUCAAGGCAGUUUCUGACAUUGCUGACACUGAUUACUAAAAGGGAGCUUGAGAAGCAAUGCACAUCUUAAAGGUGCCAGCUGCUCUCCUCAUCCUCUCUGUGGCACUAAACCACUUGAAAGCUACACCUGUCAGAAGUGGUACCAACCAUCUGAUGGACAAACGGAAGUGCAACACAGCCACAUGUGCCACACAACGCCUGGCAAACUUUUUGGUCCGUUCGAGCAACAACCUUGGUCCUGUCCUCCCACCAACCAACGUGGGAUCAAACACAUAUGGCAAGAGGAAUGCAGCAGAGAUUCCAAACAGGGAAUCUUUGGAUUUCUUACUCCUUUAGAGUCAACAUUCUUCUUCAUCUCUUGUUACUUUAUGUGUAAAUGCUCUGGUAAUUUCAUUAGAAAUUUAACAGUGCCUUUUUCAUUUCCACUAUGAAUGCAAGAUGAUGUGUCCCAUCCUUUCUGGCCGUGUGUGUAAAUCCUUAUUCUAAGAACUGUUUUAGGACUGAUCAAGGUCAGGCUGAAGACAGUGUCUCUUCACACAUGUUCUUGAAAUACUUAAAGUUUCUUUUCUUACCUUGUAACUUUAUGAUUCAAGUUCAACAAUAAAGGAGACCAUAGGAGCAUGAAACCUGACAAGUUAUUAACUGCUAAUAGCAAAGUUCUGAUUCUGGACAAUGGAAAAGCAAGUAUUCUAGGUACCUGUUCAGAUGCCAUUUCAAAAUAAAUUAGCAAAAUUGUUGCAGUAUAUUUGAUCACACUGUGAACCCCAAGAUUGUGUUACUUACUGGGAAAAUCUGUUUCUAGUGGUAGUGUGGCUCAGCCCUAGCACACACACCUUUAAUCUAAGAGCUUUCUAGUUACUGUAAACAGGAUUAAAUAAAGUCAGCCAUAGGUCAAGAGAUGGAGCAAGCAGCCUGGUGACAGGACGUGAACAUAAGAAAAAAAUAGAGAAUAAGAGGGAGUCAUAAA